AGAGUGCCACGGACAGGAUGGGUGUACAGGAACGUGGCGAAGCCGGAGAGUGUAUCUGAUCAUAUGUACAGGAUGGCGAUGAUGGCUUUGGUGACCGAAGACAAGAGCCUUAACAAGGACAGAUGCAUACGAUUAGCUUUAGUUCACGAUAUGGCUGAAUGCAUUGUUGGAGAUAUUGCUCCCACAGAUAAUAUCUCAAAAGAGGAGAAACACAGGAGAGAAGAGGCAGCUAUGCAACAACUGACCCAGCUUCUAUCAGAGGACCUCAGAAAAGAAGUCUAUGAACUCUGGGAA
Messenger RNA from Pelecanus crispus (Dalmatian pelican), 294 nucleotides. The record is from RefSeq and is a predicted model, not a curated record. Lineage: Eukaryota; Metazoa; Chordata; Aves; Pelecaniformes; Pelecanidae.